Molecule: messenger RNA, 2026 nt
Organism: Brachypodium distachyon (stiff brome)
Lineage: Eukaryota; Viridiplantae; Streptophyta; Magnoliopsida; Poales; Poaceae
Product: obtusifoliol 14-alpha demethylase
Exons: 3
Coding region: 386-1879 (497 amino acids)
Biological process (GO): sterol biosynthetic process
Cellular component (GO): endoplasmic reticulum
Molecular function (GO): oxidoreductase activity, acting on paired donors, with incorporation or reduction of molecular oxygen; heme binding; monooxygenase activity
Source: RefSeq, a predicted model, not a curated record
UGUUGGGUUAUUGACUGGCUGCAACUCCAGUUGAGUGUUGGACUACCCAACCAGUACAACUCCAUCUACAUCUAGACGUUGUCCACAUGGACAGCAUCAAUUUCUGAGCUUAUAUAUGUAUAUCUAUUAAUCUUAGUGAGUGUCCUUAGCCGCCUGCCUUGCUAAUAUUCUCUAUCCACGGCGUUCUUCAACUUAUAUGCUCUGAUUCAGGCAUGCUGCUUCUCCAGUUAUUUAUGUGACACACUAACCUUCAGUAAACCAACUGUGAGCCGCAGCUCUCUUUGAUGGCUUCUCCUUCUCGAGACAUAUGCUAUUUCACUAGUCCAUGAAAGAGUUAUAAACUUAGUAUUCAGCUAGUCUGAUUCGUACGUGUUCAUCGAUCAGCAUGGACUUGGCAAGCACAGCCGCCGUGGGAUGGGCGCUCGCUCUUCUUCUCAUCACUGCUUUAGCUACCAAGAUAGCAAGAGCAAGAAUCACCAUUGUCGAUCCACCGCGUACGACGACGACGACGACUCAACCUCCACCCGUGGUGAAUGGCAUCGCUCUCCUAAGACUGUUACCCACCCUUUCCAAGAAGGGUCUGCCGGCCAUGGUGAACGAUCUGUAUCUGAAGUUCGGCAGCGUGUUCAUGGUAAGCGUGUUUGGGAUCAAGGUAACGAUCUUGAUCGGGCCAGAGGUGACCCCUCACUUCUUCCAAGGUCUGGAGUCGGAGAUUAGCCACGGUAAUCUGCUUGAGUUCACCGUGCCCAUGUUUGGCGAAGCGGUUGGUUACGGCAGAGAUGCCGCCACCCGAAUUGAACAGACCCGCUUCCACAUCGAGGCGCUGAGGCCAUCCAGGUUGAAGAACCACGUCUAUCCCAUGAUUCAAGAGGUCGAGGACUAUUUCGCAAAAUGGGGAAACGAGGGCAUAGUGGACCUAAAGCUUGAGUUCGAGCGGUUACUCAUGUUGAUCUCAAGCCGAGUUUUACUCGGAAAAGAAGUUAGAGAAACCAUGUUUGAUGAGGUCUACACACUGUUUCGUGAAAUCGAAAACGGUGUGACCGUGAUCAGUUUCUUAUUUCCAUAUCUCCCGAUUCCAGCAAACCACCGGCGAGAUAGAGCGCGCACCAGGCUCACAGAAAUACUCUCCGAUGUCGUCAAGUCGCGUAAGAACUCAGGCAGGGUUGAGGAGGACACACUCCAAAAAUUGAUAGACUCCAAGUAUAAAGAUGGCCGCUCCACAACCGUACCAGAGGUUGUCGGGUUGAUCAUCGGUCUCCUAUUUGCUGGAAAACAUACCAGCUCUCACACCAGCACCUGGACUGGAGCCUGUUUGCUUAGCCACCCAAUGUUCUUAAGAGCUGCCAUUGAGGAGCAAAAACAAAUCGGUAGGAAAUAUAAGGAUGGGCUCGGCUACGAUGCUAUGUUAGAGAUGGAUACCCUGCAUAGUUGCAUCAAGGAGGCGCUAAGGAUGCACCCUCCAACGCCAAUGCUGGUUCGCAAGGCACAUAAGCACUUUACGGUGCAGACGAAACAAGGCAAACAAUAUGACAUCCCAGAAGGGCACACCGUAGCGAGUCCUAUUGUAGUCAACAAUAAUAUCCCCUAUAUUUAUAAAGACCCAGAGGUUUAUGAUCCAGACCGGUUUGGUCCCAAAAGACAAGAGGACAAGGUAGGUGGCAAGUUCUCUUAUACGUCCUUCAGUGGUGGAAGGCACACUUGCACUGGUGAGGCCUAUGCUUACAUGCAAAUUAAGGUGAUAUGGAGUCAUUUGCUAAGUAACUUUGAACUCAAAUUGAUCUCACCUUUCCCCAAGACAGAUUGGAGCAAAUUCUUACCAGAGCCAGAAGGAACAUUGUUUGUAAGAUAUAAGAGAAAUGGCUGCCGUGCUAGCACUUAGUUGAACUACUAUGCGCAAUCUAUAUGCAUGUAUGUGCCUUUCGUUAUGCUGUAACUCGUCUGAUCUUGUUUGUAUGUCCACAUGUUUUAUUGAGAGAUGGUGUACCUGUGUUUCCGACAUCUAUGAUUUGAGUACUUGAAGGUUCAA